This is a messenger RNA of Gilbertella persicaria, 2074 nucleotides long. Its product is annotated as armadillo-type protein. Gene Ontology annotation, biological process: post-transcriptional regulation of gene expression. Lineage: Eukaryota; Fungi; Mucoromycota; Mucoromycetes; Mucorales; Choanephoraceae. Gene Ontology annotation, cellular component: cytoplasm. The transcript has 10 exons. The record is from RefSeq and is a predicted model, not a curated record. Gene Ontology annotation, molecular function: metal ion binding; mRNA binding. Bases 68 to 2002 code for a protein of 644 amino acids.
CUCUUCUUUUUCUUUAUAUUUGUAUUUUUAUUUCUUUGUAUUAUACGUGUAUUUUAAACUAAGAAUAAUGGAAAACGAACACGAAAUAAUAAAACGUUCUAUAUUUGAUAACCCAGUUGAUUUAUUCAAUUUCAAUCAAAUCAAACCAGCCGAGUCGCCUUCUCUUUCUUAUGCAAAAAUGAUGCAGGCUUCUUCACACUCUGUACCAGCUUCAAGGAGAAAUUCAAGUGAUGAUCAUGCCUUAGAUCUUUUACUGAAUGCUAAAUUAUCUUUAAAUGAUACUGAAUCAAGUAGGAAACUACCUUUUGCCAUGACAUCUCAAGAAACCUUUAGCACAUUUAGUGAACCAGAAAUCCCAUUAUUCAACCCACUUUUAUCGCAUUCAAAAGAAUCGCCUAUGCAUAGUUUUGCAUCGGUUGUUACUCCCAGAAAUUCCAAUGUAGUCAAUUCAGCAGCAUCGACUGUCAGUGAUGAUUACCCUGAACUAUUUACAAUGACUAAUUUGGACAACAAGCCCACCAUCAUCAGUAAAGAACCUUCUUUUCUUCAUGAUAACCAGACAACAACAACAACAACAUGGAUUUCUACUCAACCUUCGCCUCCUGUUAUGACCUCUUUACACCAAACAACAGAGUAUCCUGCCAUUGAAAAGUGCUUUCCUUAUUUAUGGCCUCCAAAUAACAGACCACAAUCUCGCUUUGAUCCUAUGAUAGAUCAGUCUGAAACCCCAUGCGCUCAAUUUCAACAAGUGGGUUUCUGUUCUAGGCUUGAUACAUGCCCAUUUAUUCAUUCGUAUCCUACCAUGCACUAUCCUCAACAGCCUUCUUUAUACCAACAGUACAUGUCAAAUCCCAUUUCUUCUCAGAUUCUACUUCCUCAAUCGAACAAGUCAUUGCAUCAUCAUCAUAAAAGACAACAUCAACCACAAGAUCACUUUUCAAAUGCAAACAUAGAUGAUUUUGUAGGCAAAUUAUACAAUUUAUGCAAAGACCAAAAUGGCUGCCGAUUUCUACAAAAGCAGAUUGAAGAUAAAGAACAGGGAGCCAAACAUCUGGACAUGAUCUUUAAAGAAAUUCAUCAUCAUCUCACAGAACUUAUGACAGACCCUUUUGGCAACUAUCUGUGUCAAAAAAUACUUGAAAGAUGCAGUCAUGAACAAAGAACAAUUAUUGUGGAAACAGUAGCACCUGAUCUGGUUAAAAUUGCACUCAACAUGCAUGGCACAAGAGCUGUUCAAAAGUUGAUUGAAUGUCUUUCUACAUCUAAGCAGAUCAAAGCAGUGACACGCGCUUUAGACUCAAAUGUAGUGACAUUGAUCAAGGACUUGAAUGGUAACCAUGUCAUUCAAAAGUGCCUUCAUCGCCUAUCUUCUGAAAAUAACCAGUUUAUUUAUGAUGCUGUCUGUCAAGAUUGUAUUGAAGUUGCCUCUCAUAAACAUGGUUGUUGUGUUCUACAGAGAUGCUUUGAUCAUGCUACUGUUUCGCAAAAGAAUCAACUGGUCAAAGAGAUCUCUCGUCAUGCUCUUCCACUGGUUCAAAAUCCUUUUGGUAAUUAUGUUGUGCAAUAUGUUCUUGAAUUGGGUAUUCCUCGGUACUCUGAAAGUGUGACUCGUCGUUUUGUAGGCCAUGUCUGUACUUUAUCUGUACAGAAGUUUAGCUCUAAUGUGAUUGAGAAUUGUAUUCGUACUGCUGAACCUUCUACUCGUCGUUUGUUGAUUGCUGAACUGAUCAAUCCAGAUACUAUGGAACAGCUCUUGAAUGAUUCUUUUGCUAAUUAUGUCAUUCAGACAUCCUUGGAUUUUGCUGAUGAUGAUCAACGGAUUGAGUUGGUAGAAUGUAUUCGUCCUUUAUUACCUACCAUUCGCUCUACGCCUUAUGGUAAGCGUAUUCAUAGUAAGAUCUUUAAAGAAACAAAGAUCAAUGCCUGCAACAAACCACACACCAUUCAACACCGUCAACGCCAUAAGCAUAUGGACAGUACAUCCCCAGUCAUUUCUCAAUAAUAGAUUCCUUUUUGUAAACUUUAAUUUUAUCAUCAGCAUUUGUAAUUUAAUUCUAAAUAAACUUUUUGUAUC